Messenger RNA from Lactuca saligna, 1539 nucleotides. NCBI's taxonomy places the organism in Eukaryota, Viridiplantae, Streptophyta, Magnoliopsida, Asterales, Asteraceae. The record is from the annotation of a GenBank genome assembly.
AUGAUAGGAAGCACAUGUCCUAAUGUUGAUGGUUGGGAUGAUACAUUUGAAUGGUGUGAACCUUUUGGUGGGACUCCUAUGGAACAAGAUGAACCAAAUAGUGAAAAAGCAGGUGAAGACAGUCAAGCUAGUAAAGACAGUCAUGAUAGUGAUGACACUGAAGAUAGUGAAUACAGUCAAGAUAGCGAUUACAUAGUUGAUGAAGAUAAUUUGUUAGAUGAUCCAGAGGUUGAUAUGAAGAACUUUCACCUCAACAUUGACAAAGAGGUGGAGUGGGUUGGAAGUUUUCCUGAUGAUCGAGAUGAAGCAGUAGAAGGUGAUGAAGAAUUAGAGGUUAUAAACACUGAAGAAUUUGUAUCUGCAUCUUCAUCAGAUGAGGGUGAAGCUAGUAAAAAAAGGAAGAAGAUAAGAGAUUUACGAAGAGCACAUAAGAAUGAAGCAGCUGCUGUCAAAGAUCCAUUUUACAUCCACCAGACUUUUAGCACAGCCAAGGAAGUUAAACAACAAAUUUAUCUUCAUUCCAUACAGAGUAGAAGGGAGUUAGACUUCGUCAAGAAUGACAAAAAUAGGAUUAGAGUGGUUUGCAAAGGGACAAUACCAAACCUUGGGAUAUUAGAAACAGGUGGGACCAGCAAAAGUAAUGACAAAGUGGGACCAAGUCAAAAGAAAAAGAAAGUGAAAGAUGGUUCUAUUCAUAAAUGCCCAUGGGUCCUACUAGUGAGUAAGUGGAAAAAAGACAUUAACUGGACUGUUAAGACCUAUGAAAAGCAACAUACGUGCCUUCAAACAAGGAAAAUUAGGGCAUGUAACUACAAGUUUCUCUCUGAACAGAUUGUUGACACAGUGGAGGCAAACCCAGAAAUACCACUUAGAGCAUUACGUGAGAUGCUUGAGAAGAAAUACCAACUUGGAUUGUCAGACAUGAAAGUUCAUAGGGCGAAAACGAAAGCCCUGGAAUCAAUUAGGGGAGAUUUUGCUGCUCAGUACUCAUGUCUAAGAGACUACUUACAGGAGGUGCAGAGUAGAAAUCCAAACACCACAGUCAAACUUCAAGUGCAAAGUGAACCAUGUUAUGCAUCUGAGACCAGGGUAUUUGAACGAGUAUACAUUUGUCUUGGUCCACUGAAAAGUGGAUUUGCAGCAGGGAAAAGAGAUUUACUAGGGCUUGAUGGUGCAUUCAUGAAGGGUCCAUACCAUGGUAUGAUCCUGACAGCAGUGGGUUUAGAUGGGAACAAUUGCACAUACCCUUUGGCAUAUGCAGUUGUUGAAGCAGAGAACUUUAAUUCAUGGACCUGACCAAAAAAAAAGAGAAGAAGAUCUGCAACAGAAGAUGAUGGAGUGUCCACAAAAUGGAAAUCUGUAACAUGCACAAAAUGUGGAAAUGUGGGCCAUAAUGGAAGGACCUGCAAGGGACAAUCACAGACUGGGAAUGGAACAGGAGAAGGUGCAGCAGGGAAUACAACAGGAGAAGGUGCAGCAGGUAGCAGUGGUGGUGUACAAAAUGGAGUUGGGAACAAAGGAAAAAGCCCCAUGCUUUGA